Molecule: messenger RNA, 1219 nt
Organism: Acanthopagrus latus (yellowfin seabream)
Lineage: Eukaryota; Metazoa; Chordata; Actinopteri; Spariformes; Sparidae
Gene: gtf3c6
Product: general transcription factor IIIC, polypeptide 6, alpha
Exons: 6
Coding region: 139-591 (150 amino acids)
Biological process (GO): transcription by RNA polymerase III
Cellular component (GO): transcription factor TFIIIC complex
Source: RefSeq, a predicted model, not a curated record
ACGGACACCGUACAUUCGCGGAAGUUGUCAAAACGUAACUCAGUCAAAAACAUGUUGGGAGAGUUGCAUAGAUAAAACCACAGGAAAGGAGCAGUUACAUUAACUGGUGCUAUUUCUCUUUGUUCCAGGACUUUUGACAUGGACGAUGAAUGGGAAGAGGAGGAGCAGCUUGUUGUGGUGGAGCUUUCUGGUAUAAUCAACAAUGACUUUCUGUCAAAGUGUCGGGGAACCUGCAAGAUACUGGAUAUUGAUAGUGAGAAGCCCAUGAUGCAGGUUGGACAGUAUGUGUUUGCAGGAGAAUAUGAAGAUACUUUGGGAACUUGCGUGCUGUUUGAGGAGGGACCAAAGAAAGGAGGAGAAGGCAGUGAUCCAGAGCUGAAGUACACGUGCCACACCACGAAGAAACUGAUGAUGCAACGAAUCUUCCUCACAGAAAAGAAAGAGGGUGAAACUAGCACAGCAGGAAGUGAUGAUACUGGUGAGCAGAACGACGCAACCUGUCAGUCCAAUCAGGAAGAAAAUGCAGACCAACAGGUGGAGUCAGAAGAAGACAUGGACAACACAGAUUUGGAUGACUCAGCAGUGAGCUGAUAUAUGAAGGCUUUUCUCUGUUUUGAACUAGCAUUUGUGAUGCUUUGAGAGACUCCAUGUGUGAAACAUUUCCAGAAACAUAUAAUGCCUCUUCUUCACUGAGCCGUAAUUCAUGGAAUUUAACAUUUGAAACACAUGAAUAAGGAGAAAUGACGCCUAAAGGCCAAAAAGGCAUUUACAAAUCCUCAUCAAAAUCUAUUCCUCUCAGAUCCAGAUGUUCUUGGGAAGGGCAGUUCCAGAAAUAUGCUGGAUGCCCUCAGUUUAACUGGAAGGAAGUCCUGUCAUUGUGUUUCUCUGAAUUUUUUCGUGUGUUUUUUGUUCCCACUGCUUAUGAUGAAUAGUUAGCUAAGAGAGGAAUAUAAAUCUGCUUGAUCUGCAAGGUUACAGUAGAGAUGUGCUCUUUAGAGAAUGAGCCAUUUAUACAUGUAAAGAAAAGAUAAAAUAUGUCUUUAAAAAGGCGCAGUCUGUAUGUUUCUGGUUUAGAGCAGCUGAUGAGUUGGUUUUUCUCUGUACUUCUAUGACUACUAGUGUAUAGUAAUGAAGCAAAAACAAAUAUUAUUUAUUUGUUUAUUAAAUAAAUUUGUCUCAAUGAAAAUGUCUUUAUUAAAAGAGAAAGAUCUGAGUGUGA